UAUUUCUCUCUCUGCCAAUAUUUUGCAGCCUCAACUCAGACUGAAAGAUAUCAGUAUACUGUCAUAAUCCACAAUACUACUACUAGUACUACUAUUAAUAAUAACAAUAGCCUUUCACUUCAUCCAAUCACACCCACAACAUCUCUUCAUUCAGUACUGUUCCUGAUUUUCACUCCUUUCUUUUCUCUUCUUUUCAUCUAUUCUUCUCCAUCCUUUCAUCUCCUUCUUUCCUCAGUCUUUACAGAAAAACAGUAAAAUAAAAAUAAAUAUAGAGUCUUGUUGUAGUGAUGGCUGAAGGAUUUGAACCAUACCAUGUCCCACAACAAAGUAGAAGAGAUAAACUUCGAGUUUUAGUUGAUGAUAAUCUUCAACUCCAAAAUUAUCCUUCUUGUUUAGUUCCUCUUUACGAUCCAUCAAUUAUAUCUUCAGAUUUGCCAAGUUUUCAAGAAAUUAAUGGCACCCCAUUUUUUUACACCCCUCAAAACCUAAGAUUUCUUGAUCAAUCUAUCCGUACUAGUGGUGAAGAUAUGGUGCAUAAUAAUAAUAAUAAUAAUAAUAAUACAAAUGGUCAAGGUUUAUCUUUGUCUUUGUCAUCUCUUCAUCACAAUACUACUAAUCAUGACUUUCUGUCAAAGAGUAGUUGUGUUCCACUUGGACCUUUUACGGGCUACUCUUUAAUUCUAAAGAGAUCAAGAUUUUUGAAACCUGCACAAUUGUUGUUAGAAGAAUUAUCAUGUGAUGUGGGUAGAGAGAUUUAUGCUGAAAAAUUAGCAGCUGAUGAUUUUAAUUUAAUGGAUCCUUCACAUGAGAAUAUUGUUGUUGAUCGACAAGAUUGUAGUAAUGGAGAUGAGCAUGGGAAGAAGAAAUCCAGGUUAAUUUUGAUGCUUCAUGAGGUAUACCAAAGGUAUAAGCAGUACCAUCAGCAGCUACAAAUGGUUGUGACAUCUUUUGAAUCUGUUGCUGGACUUGGGAAUGCAGCACCGUUUGCAAACUUAGCUUUAAAAACCAUGUCCAAACACUUCAACUGCCUUAAAAAUGCCAUCACUGACCAACUGCAAUUUACAAACGAAUCUCGUCAUGGUCAAAGAAAUUGUGAAAGAGACCCUAUCCCUAGAGUUGGCAAAGGACUCUAUUGCCAAAGACCAGAUCAAAUCCACAAUAAUGCUGGAUUUGCUGAUAGGACUCAACCUAUUUGGCGACCACAACGAGGACUUCCUGAGCGUGCAGUGACCGUUCUUAGAGCUUGGUUGUUUGACCAUUUUCUUCACCCUUACCCUACGGACACUGACAAAGUAAUGUUAGCCAAACAGACUGGGCUCUCAAGGAAUCAGGUUUCUAAUUGGUUCAUCAAUGCAAGAGUAAGACUCUGGAAACCUAUGGUGGAGGAGAUACACAUGCUUGAAACUAAGGAAGCUCAUAAUAAAGCUUCUCAAAGGGAGGGACAUAACAGCAACAACAACAACAACUCCAUUGAACAUUUUCCUACGAGUAAUUCACAUGCAGCAUGUGAAACUCCAUCUACUUCUGCACCAAGAUUACAAGACACUCCACCAAAACGAACUCGAAAUGAUUUUCCAAUGGGAAACGCAGAUUCAAUAAGUUUAUCUUAUGGCAAUUUGUCAACUGGAACGAGUGGCGUGUCCUUAACCUUGGGCCUUCAUCAGAAUACUGGGAUUGGUUUAUCGGAGCCCUUUCCGAUUAAUGCAGCUCGACGUUUUGGUAUUGAUGCAAAUAGUGACAGGUUUAUUGUUGGUGGAUUUGAAGAACAAAAUGGACAAUUCGGAAGAAAUUUUGUUGGUGGGCAGUUUUUGCAUGAUUUUGCUGGUUGAAGAAGAUUUUGGACUUCUUCAUUUCAUAAGUCUUCAAUCUAUCAAUUAACCAAAAAGGCUUCAGUUUGAUAUACUCUUCAGAAUCGCAUGACCAUCUAGGGCUGGUCCUUUGGAGGGCAGAAAAAUGUAAAUAGUAUCUUAGAGCGUUACAACGGCCAGAAUUUUGAAGAUAAACUUGGAAAUGUUCUGUUCUGCUCGGUGUAUGGUAUUCAUUUGGUAAGGUAAAUAUUGGAUAUGAUGUAAUUUACAAUGAAAUAAUUAAAAUAUGAUCACAUUUUUGUGGUGUAAAGCAGUGUUUUGAUGCUUUUCGAAUUCGGUGUAUCAAUUCCAGUUUAACUUGCAGUAUGCUCUUCAUGAUUUUUGGCUUUUGAUGAAAUUGUCAUGUAUUUAGAUC
Nicotiana tabacum (common tobacco) is the source of this 2223-nucleotide messenger RNA. Its product is annotated as BEL1-like homeodomain protein 9. The record is from RefSeq and is a predicted model, not a curated record. Gene Ontology annotation, molecular function: DNA binding. Gene Ontology annotation, biological process: regulation of DNA-templated transcription. Lineage: Eukaryota; Viridiplantae; Streptophyta; Magnoliopsida; Solanales; Solanaceae.